This is a messenger RNA of Malaya genurostris, 1409 nucleotides long. RefSeq names its product TBP-related factor. The record is from RefSeq and is a predicted model, not a curated record. Bases 566 to 1261 code for a protein of 231 amino acids. Gene Ontology annotation, biological process: DNA-templated transcription initiation. The transcript is spliced from 3 exons. Lineage: Eukaryota; Metazoa; Arthropoda; Insecta; Diptera; Culicidae. Gene Ontology annotation, molecular function: DNA binding; RNA polymerase II general transcription initiation factor activity.
UCAUUUAUGAACGUCACUUCGAGAGCGAUAAUAAACAAUCAUUAUAAUUUCGAAUUUUUCAACGAAUACUAGUGUUCGGAGACCAUUAAAUGCAAGACUUCAAUUAUUGAUUGAAUUGUAGGAGAGAAAAGCAAUAUUAUUGAUCUUACUCCUAAUGGGAACAUUCAAUAUAGCAACUUGAUUGUCAAACGAUAUCAUUUCGAUCAUAUGUGAACACUUCCACGUGAUAUGCAUAUCAUCUCGGUAUAUCAAGUGAUAUAAGCGCUAAUGUGAACAUGGUAUUAGGUGCUAUUUUCUUGAAAACAGAAUCGUAUACAUUUCAAUGGAAAAAAAGAAAUUGUAAAAGAUUAUAUAUAUAAAAUAUUUUUUUGGCAUCACUGAUUUGCGGGUAGUUUUUUUUAAUGCUAGUGUGAUGGCUUUUCAGUUUACGAUAAAAUACCUACUAAACCAGAUAAAUGUAUAGAAAAUAGUAAUGUUUAUUAGGUUUGUUAGUUCACCGGGUAAAAUUAAAAGCUACCUAAUUAGAGUAUUUUUCUAACUAAAAAUAAUAUCAAGCUGCAAAACAAUGGAUAAAUCCUAUCCAGAAUCUUCGUUGAAAACACUGCUGGCCAGUCCAUCUCCGAGACCGUCAUCCAUAAGUAAUUCGCAACAAUUUUCAAAGCUUCCGCCACAAUGCAGCAUAAUAAUGCAAGCGCCGAUGCCGACUGGCCCUCAGGAUGCCAUCAACUCCGUACAAGUGAAAAACUGCAUGGCUACCGUAAGCCUCGGCUGCGAGCUAAACUUGCAAACCAUAAAUUUUCGAACCCGAAAUUCCGAGUACAAUCCAUCCCGCUUUCAUGGUGUGGUCAUGCGAAUACGAGAACCGCGCUGUACGGCGCUGGUUUUCCGUACCGGUAAAAUCGUCUGUACCGGGGCGCGGAACGAACACGAUGCCAACCUGGCGGCACGAAAGUUCGCCCGAAUCAUCCAGAAGAUCGGCUACAAUGUGCGAUUUCUGGAGUUUAAAGUACAGAAUUUGGUUGCCACGGUAGAUUUGCGGUUUCCAAUUCGGUUGGAAAACCUGAACCAAGUGCACGGUCAGUUCAGUUCGUACGAACCGGAACUGUUCCCAGGGCUGAUCUAUCGGAUGGUGAAGCCCCGGGUGGUGCUGCUCAUCUUCGUCAACGGGAAAAUUGUUUUCACCGGGGCCAAGUCUGAGCGUGAAAUUGCCGACAGUUUGGAGAACAUAUAUCCUAUUUUGCAAAGUUUUCGGAAGAACUAGUAGGUGCUCUCUGUCUGAUAUUUUUAAGUUAGGGAUUAUGUUAAUAUACUGUAGAACGUGUUUUAUACGUGCGUUUUUUUUAUUGUAAAUUAUUUCAUGUACAAAAAACUAACUUGCCUUAUGGGUAAAAUCUGCAAAAAAAUAAAUA